This is a messenger RNA of Falco peregrinus (peregrine falcon), 3064 nucleotides long. It is a transcript of the gene NHLRC1, whose product is annotated as NHL repeat containing E3 ubiquitin protein ligase 1. Gene Ontology annotation, molecular function: ubiquitin protein ligase activity; protein binding; translation repressor activity. The annotation marks the transcript as partial. NCBI's taxonomy places the organism in Eukaryota, Metazoa, Chordata, Aves, Falconiformes, Falconidae. Gene Ontology annotation, biological process: proteasome-mediated ubiquitin-dependent protein catabolic process; protein polyubiquitination; negative regulation of translation. The transcript has a single exon. The record is from RefSeq and is a predicted model, not a curated record.
UUAAAGCUUCCCAGGACAGCAAGAGGCAUCUUGGGGAAGUGCGAGCGGCUCCGUACCGCGCUGCGGGCUGACAUCGCCGUGGACCGGCGCGGCGGCGGCCGAGGCCUGGCGGGACCCGGGGCGGCCUCAGCGGGGCGGGCGGGGCGGCCUCCAGCUCCCGCAGCACCGCAGCACCGCAGCUCGCCCGCAGGGGGCGCCCGGCCGCCCCCGCCGCCGCCCGCCUUCCCUCGGCGGCCGCCGGCCUCCCGCAGCCCGGCCGCGGCGGGGAUGGCGGCGGAGGACGAGGCGGAGCUGAGCCUGCUGGAGUGCCGGGUGUGCUUCGAGCGGUACGGCCCCGGCGGGCAGCGGCGGCCUCGGAACCUGCCCUGCGGGCACGUCCUCUGCCGGGGCUGCGUAGAGGCCCUGAGCGGCCCCGAGCGGCGGCGGCUGGAGUGCCCGUUCUGCCGGCGGGCCUGCGGCCCCGCCGAGACCAGCGACUGCCUGCCGCUGCUGCAGCUGCUGGAGCUGCUCGGCCCCGCCGCCCGCGGCCCCUCGGCCCUGGGCUGCGGCCCCUCGGCCCCGGGCGGCGGCGGCAGGGCCGGGCCGGCCCCCGCGGGGCUCGGGCUGCGGCUGGCGCUGGGGGGCUGGGGGUCACUGGUGAACCCCACCGGCGUGGCGGCCUGCCGGCGGUCGGGGCGCCUGGCAGUGGCACACGAUGGCAAGAAGAGGAUCCACGUCUUUGGGCCGAGCGGAUCCUGCCUGCAGCGGUUCGGGGAGCGGGGGGACGCGGGCAACGAUAUCAAGUACCCACUUGAUGUGACCAUCACGUCGGAUGGGCAUGUGGUGGUCACCGAUGGCGGGGACUGCUCUGUGAAGGCCUUUGAUUUUGAGGGAAGGGGGGUCCUGGCUGUCCGGGAAGGUUUCUGUUUACCCUGGGGCUUGGAUGCCACCCCUGAGAGUGAUAUAAUCCUGACGGACUCGGAGGCAGGCGCGCUGUACCGCUUGACGGCCGACUUCAAGAUGGGGAAAUUAAAGAAGUGCCAUAUGAUCCGGUCUCAGCUCAUCAGCCCGAGAGGGGUCGCGGUCUCCCAGACCUCGGGUGCUAUCGUGGUCAUAGAGCAUCUGAAAGCUCAAGGACCGAACAGCAGCAGCACCCGAGUGAAGAUAUUCAGUGCGGAGAUGGAUCUCAUCAGUCAGAUGGACAGCUUUGGUCUGAACCUCGUUUUCCCCUCCAAAAUAUAUACUACAGCUGUGGCCUUUGAUAAAGAGGGUCGAGUUAUAGUAACCGAUAUCUGUAGCCAAGCGGUAAUAUGCUUAGGGAAACCUGAGGAGUUUCCCACCUUUAACCCUUUAAUUAGCCAUGGGCUUUCUUAUCCUGUAGGACUGGCUUACAUGGCAAACAAUUCCCUCGUCGUUUUAGACAGCGGUGAUCAUUCAAUAAAAAUAUAUAGCUCCAUCUGAUUGGGCUUAGAUGCUUACUGCUACAAGUUCAAGCUGCUUUUGGCCAUAAAGGACGCAAAGUUCUGGUGUUAGUUGGCAUGUAGGGAGGAGGCGUUGUCCGGGCUUUACUUUAGGUGGUACUGCCCUCUGACCAGCGCGCUGUGCUUCCUGCAAAGCUUGCAUCGAAUCUCUUGCCUGUCUGCAGGAGAAGACUUGGCCGUUGCAGGCUGUAGUCAGCAAUGAAUCAAACAAAUAAUUUGGCAUUUUAAAACUUCCAUACCUUGACAACUAAACAUUUUUGGUACGUUUUGACAAAGACAUCUGGAAUGGAGUAAUCAGAGACCGCCACCUGGGACAGGAAGGGUUGCAUCGUUUUUUCACUUUCCCAGCACGUAGUUUUCAUUAUUCCUCGUUAAGCAUAGAUACAGUCAUGAGGGUGACAGUUUCUGUUUCCACAAUUUCUGCAAGAAAAAAGAGACUGGCUUAACGAAAUGGUUGGAGAAAUGGAAGCUUCAGUUCAAGGUUGCCUGCAUCUGACUAAGAUCAUUGCAAUGGAGGAGCUACCACUGCUGAGUGAGUUACGUGAACUGGUGCUCAAAGCCUAUUUUUCCCGUACUGGGGAAAUGUGCUUCUGGAAGCACUCUUCUCUGUACUAGUUUAUUCCCACCUUUAUUAGAGUUGUACUGGAGCACUUGGAUCUUCCUGCAUAAUGCAUGAGUCUGUGUCUACCUGGGGAUAAUUUGGUGUGUGGUUACCAGCAUGGGCAGCUUUCCCUAAAAGCCCCUUCAAGUAUUUGUGUUUAUAUCACAAGUACUUAACGCCAAUAUAAAAUUGAGUUGGCUGUGCUGCUAACACAGCUAUGCUUGGGAGGUUUCCAGUACUGCCUCUGUCUUGUCAUUAAUAUGGUACUUUUGUGCCCCAAACUCCAAGAUUCAACUGAAAAUUGAAAUGUUGGUGAGAAGUAAUAGGGAAAGGGGGACGUAAGCCUCAUUUUUUUUCCUAUAGCUUCCAAAUGAGUUUUUGUUGAUUGUGAAUACACAGCACAUUUAGAUCAGUUAUAUUUUUUGCAGACAGUUUCACUGUGGACAUGACUUCUCUUGCCUUAUUACACAAUGGAAAUUAAGGUAUCUCUACCAUGUGUGUGUGUGUGUGUGUGUGUGUGUAUGAAUUAUUUUGAGAAGGAUUUAACACCCCCACUAGAAGUCACUGCGGCACUUUUAGGCAUUUACCUGCAGCUAAAACGAUUGCUUAAGUGAUUCAGCAUUAAAAGGAAUUUAGAUGUAAAUGCUGUCUGAGGUAGUGACAAGUAGAUUAAAAUGGCAUAAAACCUUUGGGGUCAUUUAUUUUGUUUGGUCACUGAAAUCAUUACUACUAACUCACAUAAUUUGAAAUUCACAGGUGAUCUUUCUAUCAGUAAACUUUCAAUCUGGCUUUUGGUCUGACUUCAGGGCAUUUAAUAACUGCAUGUAUUGCUGCGCCGGUGAUUUACCAAAUGCUUACUUUAAACUGGCCCAGUUUAGCCCUCUAAUUCAGAAAAUCUGUCUUAUGUUAACAUGUAUAUAAACAAACAAAUUAUCAAAUGUGGCUGUUUGUAAAGGUUAAUUGAACAGUGACCUGCCAAUAAAGUGUGAUUUGCUUACUCCUA